Egretta garzetta (little egret) is the source of this 3046-nucleotide messenger RNA. RefSeq names its product mitochondrial translational initiation factor 2 (gene MTIF2). Bases 1160 to 2902 code for a protein of 580 amino acids. The transcript is spliced from 12 exons. NCBI's taxonomy places the organism in Eukaryota, Metazoa, Chordata, Aves, Pelecaniformes, Ardeidae. Gene Ontology annotation, molecular function: translation initiation factor activity; GTP binding; GTPase activity. Gene Ontology annotation, biological process: translational initiation. The record is from RefSeq and is a predicted model, not a curated record.
ACACAGUUAAAAUGCCGCUUUCAUGAGUGGUAAAGGCAAAGAUGUCUACGAUGGCAUCAGGUAGUGGUUGCUAAUCCCUCCCUUAGCAAGGUAGACUGUACCCAUACCAGAGAAAAUGUUGGUAGACACAAGAGCAGACUAAAGGGGAAAAAAAGUUGGGCCAUCCAGAUUACCAGGCAAGGUGCUUUAAUGUGAAGAAGCCGGGACUCUCUUCCGUCUCCAUCAGAAAGGCUUCAGAUCCACGUAGGCUGUUCUUGGUGACUGGGUUUCUGAAGUGCUGAAUUAUUCUGGAAGGAAAAACACUGCACCCUGGUUUGUUGAAGCUGGACCCUGCAAGUAAAGAAUUCAUGGCUAAAGAGAGAAGGCACAAAAGAGCUUUAGCCCAUAAUCCAAUCCUGGGAGCUGGAGUCUUGGAUUCAGGAGCAAUACGUAUUUCAUUAAAACGGUAAUUUGAUUAACUGGGAGUGCACAGACUUGUCUGGAAACACUCCUCUCUUUAGGUGACUGCCCUGACAACUGGCUUACAGGAGCAGGCUCGUUCUUUCAACCCCAUGGCUGUAGAGUGGCUCAGCUCGACCAGUUUUCAAUGAUGUUUUAGGGGGGUCAUUAGCAUGUUUUGACUAUUGAUGUUUGAAAUAAUUCCAUACCGGUGUAAUACCAAUCUCCAUUCUCUGUUUAUCCAUCUGGGUUGCUUUUUCUGGCAAACUUCCCUCUCAGCAAUGAGGAGAGAAGGAGAAAAGUCUGUUACGUCUUGCUGUCCGUUUCUGAGAUAGAGUUGCAAUGAUACUUAGGUCAGCAUGUAACAAUUUUUGACUACUGCAAUACGUUCUGUGUUUCGGCUACCAAAGAAAGUGACAUAUGAACAGAUUUAUCAAAUUUCCUUUCUCCUUGAAUCAUUUCUUUGCUCUUUGGUUUAGAUGAGUUUCAUUUGUUUUCUUUUUAGGAGUUAAUGGACAAGUAAGCUAUGAAAAUCUGAGUGAAAAAUAAGAUCGUAGCACCUAAUGAGGCAGUCAUUUUCAGUAAAUCUUUCUGAAUCAAGUUCUUCUCUGCAAAUCAUAUUUAUGAAGCGCUGCUAUACACAGACGUUGACCUUGAUUCACUAGAACCAGAUUCCAUCUUAUAUGAAGACCAUAUCAAGCUAAUUGUUAAAAAAUCAGGAAUGAAGUACAAAUCGGCAAAGCUGAAAGAGGAAAAAGAAAGAGAAAACACAGAUGCUGUGAAAAGGCCUCCUGCAGACCCAGCAGUACUAACCCCACGGCCCCCGGUUGUUACUAUCUUGGGCCACGUUGAUCAUGGGAAAACAACCUUACUUGACAGCCUACGAAAAACUCAGGUGGCAUCAAUGGAAGCAGGAGGCAUUACACAACACAUUGGUGCUUUUCUUGUGCAUUUGCCUUCUGGGGAAAAGAUAACUUUCCUUGAUACUCCUGGACAUGCAGCUUUUUCAGCCAUGCGAGCAAGAGGUACCCAUGUUACUGACAUCGUCAUACUGGUGGUAGCGGCAGAAGAUGGAGUGAUGCAACAAACUAUAGAAUCCAUUCAACAUGCUAAAAACGCGGGAGUUCCUCUUAUCCUCGCCAUUAAUAAAUGUGACAAACCUGAAGCUGAUCCUGAAAGAGUAAAGAAGGAAUUGCUGGCUCACGAUGUGGUCUGUGAAGAGUUUGGAGGUGAUGUUCAAGCUGUAAAUAUUUCUGCGCUCAAGGGUGAAAACCUCAUGGUUUUAGCAGAAGCAACCGUUGCUUUAGCAGAGAUGUUGGAACUGAAGGCAGAUUCCACAGGUCUGGUGGAGGGGACCGUAAUUGAGUCUCGCAAAGACAAAGGGAAAGGUCCAGUUACCACAGCCAUCAUCCAAAGAGGAACUCUGAGAAAAGGCUGUGUUCUGGUUGCAGGGAAGACCUGGGCAAAAGUGCGUUUCAUGUUUGAUGAGAACGGCAAAGCUGUAGAUGCAGCCUCUCCAAGCAUCCCAGUGGAAAUCAUGGGCUGGAAGGAAGUCCCUUCGGCCGGAGAUGAAAUCCUUGAAGUAGAAUCUGAGCAAAGAGCACAUGAAGUUGUGGCUUGGAGAACCUAUGUUGAACAGCAGGAAAGGAUGAAAAGGGAUGAGGAAGUUAUUGAAGCAAAGCAAAAGGAACACAGGAUGGAAUAUGAGAAGAAGCAACAGAAGCUAGCCCAUCUGACCUGGAGACAGAGGAAGGCGGUGCUGUACAAGGCCAAUAAGCAUCUAAUGUUUUCAAGGCCUAAAGAGAGAACGGAGAUGGACAAAAAUGUGCUGUCAGUAAUUGUUAAAGGUGAUGUAGAUGGAUCUGUUGAAGCUAUUCUGAACAUUCUGGACAGCUAUAAUGCCGACGAUGAAUGUAAAUUGGAUAUCAUCCAUUUUGGAAUCGGAGAUAUCAGUGAAACCGAUCUAAGUCUUGCUGAAGCAUUUAAUGGUGUUGUAUUUGGAUUCAGUGUGAAAGCCAAUGAAAGUAUUAAACAGCUGGCUGCUAAAAAGGGAAUAAAAAUUAAACUUCACAAUAUCAUCUACAAGCUUAUUGAAGACUUGAAGGAAGAGCUAAAUAGCAGGCUACCCCCAUCUGUGCAGGAGAAUACACUAGGGGAAGCUUCUGUUCUCAACAUUUUCUCUGUGACAGUAGGAAAAAACAAAAUUCCAGUAGCUGGAUGCAGAGUACAGAAGGGGCUGCUAGACAAAAAAAUGAAAUUUAAGUUAAUCCGUAAGGGGGAUGUUAUUUGGAAAGGAUCUUUAUCAUCACUGAAGCAUCAUAAAGAUGAUGUCCAGGUAAUAAAAACGGGUAUGGAUUGCGGAUUGAGUUUGGACAAGGAUAUAGAAUUCAAUAUUGGAGAUGAAAUUAUCUGUUAUGAAGAAAAAGAAGUUCAACAGACCACUUCCUGGGAUCCAGGAUUUUAAAACCCAUUUGUGUACGUUAACACUAAAGGACAUGCAUUAUUCCUGGCUGGCCUUCAACUCUUUAACAUUAAAUGAACUUUCAGAGAUACACACGAGCUUCUCUGUAUCUGAUGUUUACGUAACAACAUUCUGCUCUUUAAAUUU